AUGUUCGCUGAUACUCAAACGUUCAAGUUCCAACUCCACCUUGCCCCGCUUCUUUUCGAGGCUAUCCUUUCCGAGAUCCCCAAGGACGAAUGCCGUAAUCUUGUAAAUACGGCGUUCGACCGAAAUACAUCUACCCAGCCGUCCUGCCCAAAAAACCCUAUCACCACUUUUACUUUUCUCGUAUUCAACGCGUCUCUGAGCUCUCAAUGGCUCCCUUUUGGACUUGAAAUUCAAUCGAUUUCCCUCAGACUCGGCUUAUACAUAAUCCACGAACGCUUCCACUUUGCGGUUGCACUCCAGUUCUGCUCAUCGGUCAUCACACAAUUCAUUCAUAAAGUGCGUUUUGACGUUACGGAUCGAAAAACGAAAGCGCUGGACUUUGCGGCACAGCAGGCCUCGGCUACCUCGGACGAGCUUGCCCAAAUCUCGUCCGACUUGAGAAUGCUGGAUGCACGCAUACGGGGUGUCAUACGGAGCUAUUCGAGGCUUAAGACAAAGCUACAAUCCUACGCGCCGGAGCGACAACUGGAAGCUGCCGAGUGUUGGGUGGCAGAUACCGACGGAGACUUUCCUCCAGUUGCUGCGGGCCCUGCUAAUGAAGAUUCUUUCGGACCAAGUUGGGCGUGGUGGAAGAGAGAGUAAUUAGAGCACCCAAAUAGAACAUCAGCGAAUGACGCUAGUAAUAAAGAGCAUA
Desarmillaria tabescens is the source of this 694-nucleotide messenger RNA. RefSeq lists its product as uncharacterized. NCBI's taxonomy places the organism in Eukaryota, Fungi, Basidiomycota, Agaricomycetes, Agaricales, Physalacriaceae. The transcript has 5 exons. The record is from RefSeq and is a predicted model, not a curated record. Bases 1 to 642 code for a protein of 213 amino acids.